Molecule: messenger RNA, 6788 nt
Organism: Oncorhynchus masou masou (cherry salmon)
Lineage: Eukaryota; Metazoa; Chordata; Actinopteri; Salmoniformes; Salmonidae
Product: nuclear receptor ROR-beta-like
Exons: 9
Coding region: 439-1950 (503 amino acids)
Biological process (GO): regulation of transcription by RNA polymerase II
Cellular component (GO): nucleus
Molecular function (GO): zinc ion binding; nuclear receptor activity; RNA polymerase II cis-regulatory region sequence-specific DNA binding
Source: RefSeq, a predicted model, not a curated record
AGUGUGAGAUCAUAUGAGAGUCCAGUCCACGCGUCGAAAAGUAGGUUAGCAGGGUAGACAGAGUGAAAGGCAGUCCGAACGAAAAAGGGGAGGUAGAGUAUUUGGGACCUUGCUUGCAAGCUAAACCACCGUGGGAGCAUUUUGUAAAAAGUUAUCGAAAUAGUGCAUCGAGACAAACAGGACACAAUUCAACUUGAACAGUCGAUUUGCUUUGUAUUUGAUUCACCAUUGCAAGACUUUGUCGAACGAUAAGGAAACACUCGCGGAUUGUUGCCUUGUUUAAUAUAUAUAUAUUUAAAAAAUCUAGUUCGUCAGGCUAAAUACGUUUUAUUUUACGUGCCAGCAAAUGCUUGUCUUUCAACAGUUGGACAUAUAUUUUUAUUCUGUUACACACCACAUGAAGUCCAAUUCAUUGAUCCAGAAACGAUAAUAUUCAACAUGAGAGCUCAAAUAGAAGUAAUACCCUGCAAGAUCUGUGGGGACAAGUCCUCAGGAAUCCACUAUGGAGUUAUUACCUGUGAAGGCUGCAAGGGGUUCUUCCGCCGCAGCCAGCAGAACAAUGCCAUGUACUCUUGUUCCCGCCAGAGGAACUGUCUUAUUGACCGAACCAGCCGCAACCGCUGCCAACAUUGCAGACUGCAGAAGUGUCUGGUGUUAGGCAUGAGCCGGGACGCGGUGAAGUUUGGCCGUAUGUCUAAGAAGCAGCGCGACAGCCUGUACGCUGAGGUCCAGAAGCACCAGAAGAACCAGGAGUGUCUGAACCAGGGUCUGCCACUGUCCAGGGAAGACGUGGCUGGGGGAGAAAGCAAGGGGGACAGGCACGGGGAGCUCAGUCGCUCCUACAGCAGCGGGGGAUCCAGCUCCACCCUGAGUGACCUGGAUGACAUCGCAGCGCUCCCCAAACUGUUUGACCUCCCCUUGACCCCACAGGAGGCCCACGAGUACUGCAGCCUGGACCUGCAAGAAGACCACGGCGGAAGCACUGGGAACACCUCCAAUUCUUCAUCACCAUCAUCAUCCUCGCCCAUUUCAUCCAAUCAGAAUUCUCCCCAGCAAAAUCUACUGGAUGUCACCGACGCCAAUGGGAUCAAACACGAGUACCAGAUGUUGUCGCACACACACGUGCUCCUGGCACACACGCACGCCACACUGCUAGAGACACUGCCUGAUGACUGCACUCUUAUGGAUAUAGAGCGUAUCACCCAGAGUGUGGUCAAGUCCCACUUGGAGACGAGUCAGUACAGCUCUGACGAACUGAAGAGGCUGACAUACAAUCGGAUGCAGUACUCACCUGAGGAGACUCGCAACUUCCAGUGCGAGUCUGCAGAGUCUGUGUGGCAGCAAUGUGCCCACCACAUCACCAAUUCCAUCCAAUACGUGGUGGAGUUUGCCAAACGCAUUACAGGCUUCAUGGACCUGUGUCAGAAUGACCAGAUCAUUCUGCUCAAAGCAGGCUGUCUGGAGGUGCUGUUGAUUAGGAUGUGCAGGGCAUUUAACGCCACCACCAACACCAUGUUCUUUAAUGGCAAAUUUGCCUCUGCCCAGCUCUUCAAAGCCCUCGGUUGCGAUGACCUGGUCAGUGCCGUGUUUGACCUGGCUAAAGGGCUCUCCCGCCUGCAGCUGACCGAUGAGGAGAUGGCUCUGUUCAGUGCCACUUGCUUGCUGUCCCCAGACCGACCAUGGUUAGCCGACAGCCAGAAGGUCCAGAAGCUACAGGCGAAGGUCUACCUGGCUCUGCAACACAGUCUGCACAUGAGCGGGGCUGCCGACGAGAAGCUAGACCAGAUGGUAUCCAAGCUGCCGAUAAUGAAGUCCAUCUGCAAUCUCCACAUCGACAAGCUGGAGUUCUUUCGUCUGGUCCACCCCGAGACCGCAUACAGCUUCCCACCACUCUACCGAGAAGUGUUCGGGAGUGAGAUCUCUCUCCCCGACUCUACAAACAACUCCUAGAGAGAACGAUGGAGUGAAUGUGUUAGAGAGAAAUAAGUAUGGAGGUAGGGAAGUGAAAGGAGAGAAUGAAUAAGUGAGGGAUAUAAAUAGUGACCUCAGAAAUAACCAGCUGUUAACGAGACAAUCCAGGACUUAAAAUACUCAGUCUCCCAGCAUCCUGUUGUGUUAGUCCACCACUAUCCCAGCAGGCCAUACAUCUUACACUACAGACUUCACCUUCAUGGUCCUUUUGUACCGUAGCACUUUGGACAAACUAAUGGGCGAUAUGCAUAUUCUACAGUAUGCACAUAGAUCAUUUAGCAUUAGAACAUAUUUUUUUCAAUGCUCCCCAACCCUGUCAUGAAUGUACCUCACUGACAAGCACCAAUGCACCAGCUAGAGCCCCACACCAAAUGUAAAUACUAACACCCUGCUUCAGUUUGAUUGUUCAAUUUAGAAUCGUUGUAAUUCUUUGGUUCUACUCAACAUACCCAGGGUUCAUUCAUUUUUAGUCCCACAGACAGUUCUUGGCGGUACCAUAUACAAUUGAAGUUGGAAGUUUAUAUACACUUAGGUUGGAGUCAUUAAAACUUGUUUUUCAACCACUCCACAAAAUACUUGAAAACAAACUAUAGUUUUAGCAAGUGGGUUAGGACAUCUACUUUGUGCAUGACACAAGUAAUUUUUCCAACAAUUAUUUACAGACAGAUUAUUUCACUUAUAAUUCACUGUAUCACAAUUCCAGUGGGUCAGAAGUUUACAUACACGAAGUUGACUGUGCCUUUAAGAAGCUUGGAAAAUUCCAGAAAAAUGAUGUCAUGCCUUUAUAAGCUUCGGAUAGGCUAAUUGACAUCAUUUGAGUCAAUUGGAGGUGUAUCUGUGGAUGUAUUUAAAGGCCUACCUUCAAACUCAGUGCCUCUUUGCCUCAUACCGUUCAGGAAGGAGACACGGUCUGUCUCCUAGAGAUGAACGUACUUUGGUGCGAAAAGUGCAACUCAAUCCCAGAACAGCAAAGGACCUUGUGAAGAUGCUGGAGGAAACGGGUACAAAAGUGUCUAUAUCAACAGUAAAAUGAGUCCUAUAUCGACAUAACCUGAAAGGCUGCUCAGCAAGGAAGAAGCCACUGCUCCAAGACUGCCAUAAAAAAAGACAGACUACGGUUUGUAACUGCACAUUGAGACAAAGAUUGUACUUUUUGGAGAAAUGUCCUCUGGUGUGAUGAAGCAAAAAUAGAACGGUUUGGCCAUAAUGACCAUCGUUAUGUUUGGAGGAAAAAGGGGGAGGCUUGCAAGCCGAAGAACAACAUCCCAAACGUGAAGCACUGGGGUGGCAGCAUCAUGUUAUACGGGUGCUUUGCUGCAGGAGGGACUGGUGCACUUCACAAAAUAGAUGGCGUCAUGAGGAAUGAAAAUUAUGUGCAUAUAUUGAAGCAAAAUGGUCUUAAGGACAACAAAGUCAAGGUAUUGGAGUGGCCAUCACAAAGCCCUGACUUCAAUCAUAUAGAAAAUGUGUAGGCAGAACUGAAAAAGUGUGUGUGAGCAAGGAGGCCUACAAACCUGACUCAGUUACACCAGCUCUGUCAGGGGGAAUGGGCCAAAAUUCAUCCAACUUAUUGUGUGAAGCUUGUGGAAGGCUACUCAAAAUGCUUGACCCAAGUUAAACAAUUUAAAGGCAAUGCUACCAAAUACUAAUUGAGUGCAUGUAAACUUCUCACCCACUGGGAAUGUGAUGAAAGAAAUAAAAGCUGAAAUAAAUCAUUCUCUCAACUAUUAUUCUGACAUUUCACAUUCUUAAAAUAAAAGUGGUGAUCCUAACUGACCUAAGACAGGGAAUUUUUACUAGGAUUAAAUGUCAGGAAUUGUGAAAAACUGAGUUUAAAUGUAUUUGGCUAAGGUGUAUAUAAACUUCCGACUUCAACUGCAUGUAGGCUACAUAUACAGUACCAGUCAAAAGUUUGGACACACCUAUUCAUUCAAGGUUUUUUUCUUUAUUUGUACUGUUUUCUACAUUGUAAAAUAAUAGUGAAGACAUCAAAACUAUGGAAUAACACAUGGAAUCCAUGUAGUAACCAAAAAGGGGUUAAACAAAUCAAAAUAUAUUUUAGAUUCUUCAAAGUAGAUGACAGCUUUGCACACUCUUGGAAUUAUCUCAACCAGCUUCAUGAGGUAGUCACCUGGAAUGCAUUUCAACUAGCAGUUGUGCCUUCUUAAAAGUUAAUUUGUGGAAUUUCUUUCCUUAAUGCGUUUGAGCCAAUCAGUUGUGUUGUGAGAAGGUUGGGUUGGUAUACAGUUUGGUAAAAGACCAAGUCCAUAUUAUGGCAAGAACAGCUCAAAUAAGCAAAGAGAAAUGACAGUCCAUCAUUACUUUAAGACAUAAUGGUCACUCAAUAUGGAACAUUUCAAGAACUUUGAACGUUUCUUCAAGUGCUGUUGCAAAAACCAUCAAGCGCUAUGAUGAAACUGGCUCUCAGGCUACGUGUAUCACGCCUUCAUGGUGGAAUUGCUGCAAAGAAACCACCACUAAAGGACAUGAAUUAGAAGAGUCUUGCUUGGACCAAGAAACAUGAGCAAUGGACAUUCGACUGGUGAAAAUCUGUCCUUUGGUAUGAUGAGUAGAAAUGAGAUUUUUUGUUCCAACCAUUGUGUCUUUGAUGCAGAGUAGGUGAAUGGAUGAUUUCUGCAUGUGUGGUUCUCACUGUGAAGCAUGGAGGAGGACGUGUGAUGGUGUCGGGGUGCUUUGCUGGUGACACUGUCAGUGAUUUAUUUAGAUUUCAAGGCACUCUUAACCAGCAUGGUUACCAGAGCAUUCUGCAGCGAUACGCCAUCCCAUCUGGGUUGCGCUUAGUGGGACUAUCAUUUAUUUUUCAACAGGACAAUUACCCAACACACCUCCAGGCUGGGUAAGGGCUAUUUGACCAAAGAGAGUGAUGGAGUGCUGCAUCAGAUGACUUGGCCUCCACAAUCACCGACCUCAACUAAAUUGAGAUGGUUUGGGAUAAGUUGGACCGCAGAGUGAAGGAAAAGCAGCCAACAAGUUCAGCAUAUGUGGGAACUCCUUAAAGAUUGUUGGAAAAGCAUUCCUCAUGAAGCUGAUUGAGAGAAUGCCAAUAGUGUGCAAAGCUGUCAUCAAGGCAAAGGGUGGCGACUUUGAAGAAUCUAAAAUAUAUUUUGAUUUGUUUAACACUUAUUUGGUUACUACAUGAUUCCAUAUGUGUUAUUUCAUAGUUUUGAUGUCUUCACUAUUAUUCUACAAUGUAUGAAAUAGUAAAAAAUAAAGAACCCUUAAAUAAGUAGGUGUCCAAACUUUGGACUGGUACUGUAUCUUGUGCAGGUAUGUACUCACCAAUUUUCACCAAGGGACCAAUUUUAUGAUUCAGUUAUUUAUCUGUUAAAUAUAAGAAGAUAUAAACCGGUAUGACAUGCCACACUACUUGGUGCUGAUCAUUGUCUGCCAGUAGGUUAAUAACAAACUCACAGAAUGGUUACACACACAUAGACAUAGGCACUUGUUCUGACAGUGUUUGGUGCUGCCCUUUGUAGGCUUUUAAAAUGCAAUGAGAAACCUCAGUCCCACACCCCCUUCCCUUGUUAAUGCCACUUAGAGACAAGAAAAUAAAUUAUCUUUUAAUUUAUAUACAAAUUUAUAAUUGAAUAUUUUAAUUAAGAAUGUAUAUAGAUAAAUGUGUGUGUGUGUGUGUGUGUGUGUGUGUGUGUGUGUGUGUGUGUGUGUGUGUGUGUGUGUGUGUGUGUGUGUGUGUGUGUAUAUUUAGAGAGCAUGGGGGUGUGAGGGAGAGAGGGAGAUGAGCGGAGAGAAAGAGAAAGAAAUGGACUUGAGUGAUCUCAUAAAAAGCACUCUCAGAAAAGUAUUUUUUUCCUGGACUGUUUUCCUCUCACUGGUCUCCACGUCAACACCCACCCCCAUUACAACCCAAUGGGGUUAUGUACUGUAUGUCAUGUGACCAAUGGGGAGGAGGCAGAACACUCUGCCUAGUGGAUACUCCCGGGGAAGGCAGUCCAAUCACACAAAGGCAAAGGUGGAGACACGUUCUUGGGCCAGUAUCUGAACUGCACAGACUAUGGCCCAACAUUGUCAAUGACCCAAUAUUGACGGAAACUUUGGACCCUUGCCUCAGGAGACCGCUGAAAUAUGUUGAGGAGAAGAGUUUCUCUGUGAGAGUACCUAACCAGUAACAGCCAGCCAAUAGGAAUAGGCUCCCCUUCACUCAUUGCUUUUCUUUGGGCUACAAUUAAGUUUGUAUGUAUCAUAAGCUUUCUUUGCUGGUUGGAUCAACUGUAUUAUUUUUGUACAUUGAUGUUCCUGUGUCCUCCACUCACUGUAUGUCAAAGAUAUUUCCUAUCCACUGUCCCACUGGGUGGGCACAAGUCUAAUGAUGGACUGAGCUACCAGCUACCCCUGAGUUAGGCUUUGAUGUUAAUUAGGUUUAUGAUUCAGACAGAGCAUCACUUACCCCUUUGAAGAGUAUGGACAGACAGCGUAUCCUGAUUCUAAUUCAGUCCUUAUUGAACUGUAAUGUUCCGGAACAGAAUAUUGAGAAUAAGGUUCUAAGAACUCACUCCAGAAAGGGUUCAGAGUGACUAUUUUGAGUGACUCAGGGAGCUAGCUGAGUUCAGUCUGGGUCCUCUCACUAGUGUUUUCUACUAGCCUUGUAUUCUUCUCACCUUGCACCUAAGACAAGACCCAUAACCUUGAUCAUUGUGUACGUAAGCUCUAUUUUGGUGAAUGGUACUCAGUGUCAAAUAUCUUUUCUCUUUAUUCUUGAUAUUAUAACACAAUCUGAAUUUUAAAGGACAAAAUCAAGAAAAUACAAAUAGAAUUAAAAAAUUAUUUUGUUCUUGUGA